Messenger RNA from Dentiscutata heterogama, 408 nucleotides. The record is from the annotation of a GenBank genome assembly. Lineage: Eukaryota; Fungi; Glomeromycota; Glomeromycetes; Diversisporales; Gigasporaceae.
AUGGAAAGAUGGUCAAGACCACAUUUCUUAUACAAUGAUAGUAGCAAAGAAAAUGGAAAUUCAAAGAAAUCAAAAUGUAAAACGCAGCUUGAUUAUUCAUGUUCGGAUGAGGUUGAUAAUCAAAGUGCAAAAAAAAAUAAUAAUAAUAAGAGAUUGAAAUCAAAAAGUAGCAUAAAAUAUGUGACACAACAGGAUACCUUGGGUUCUGACAAUGAAGUCAGUCAAAAUAUAAGGAAAUUAUCAAAGAAAAAGAAGACAAAUCAUGAUAAAAAAUGUGAGACUUUAUCGGACUCUUUAAAAAUCAACCUCACGUAUAGCUCUACUAAUGAUUCAAUUGAAAAUGGAGUGGAAAGUGCUAAUAUUCUGGUUGUUGUUAUAGAAGAGAAUGAACACUUUAGCAAUAGACAG